AGCGUGCCAAACUUUUACGCGGAGCGCCCCGGGCGCCCGAGGCUGAAUGCAGAGCGCCCAGCAGCGCCUUUCCCCCAGCGCUCGCCCGCCGCGGCUGCCGCUGCCCGCAGAUGGGGUCGGCGGAGGGGCCGUCGUGGGACCCCCUCCCAAGCCAUUGACUUCGUUUCUCAUCCAGGACAUCCUGCGCCAGAGCGACGCCGGGGAGGCUUCCAGCGCGGAGCCGGAGGCUGGAAAGACCGCGCGCCCGCUGCGCCCCAGCGGAGCUUCUCCCGGGGGGACCGCGCCGAGCGAUCUUCUCCUCCCUCUCGGAGCCCCCCGAGCUUCCGAGACGGAGGCAACAGAUCCAGAUGUCCAUCAGCCAAACUGUGAGCCUUCCUCCAAACCCUUCAUGAGGACCCCCAAACAGCUGAAGCGUUCCCGGGCGGCCUUCUCCCACAGCCAGGUCAUUGAGCUCGAACGGAAGUUCAGCCACCAGAAAUACCUUUCGGCCCCUGAACGAGCCCACCUCGCCAAGAACCUGAAGCUCACCGAAACCCAAGUGAAGAUCUGGUUCCAGAACAGAAGAUAUAAGACCAAGAGGAAACAGCUGGCCUCCGAGCUUGGAGAACUUGAGAAAAACUCGCCUCUCCCAGUCUUCAGGGAGAACCAUUUCUCUAGGGCUACCCUAGCACUUUCUGUAUAUCACACCUAUCAGUACAAUCCAUAUUUAUGUUAUCUCAAUAGUUGGAGCCCAGUCUUUUGGUAAAUAAUGCUGUCAGUGGCCCAGGUCUCUCAGGGAUUUGUAUGUCUUCAUCCACUGCCACCACCCACUCCCCGCUAACUUUGCUACCAUGAAAUUGGUUGCCCAGGUAGAGAGAUGUGGGUCAACCUGUUUCCUCUGUCAUUUCUCGAGUCGCUGCUGGGUGUCCUCUUCUCACUAUCCAUGCUGAGGGAUUAUCCAAAGAACAGUCAGGGAUGCAAUAUUGAUGGCUCUCUCUAUUUUCUCAAUGCUAGGCCAUCACCCGUUCGCACAGGUAGGGAAAGGAUUAGGGCACCCUGACAAAUGCAUGAAAACGUGAAAGCCCAAAGCACCACUUUCCAGAAUAAGCUAAUAACUCUGGAGAGUGAUAAUAACAAAGACGCCAGUGAGGCAGAAUCGGACAACGUAGCCGUUUUAUCAGUCUUUUUAGAACCUGGAACCUCCACCAUAAAUGCAAUUGGGCAUAGAACGGGGGUCAAACUCGAUUUUAUUGAGGGCCGCAUCAGGGUUGUG
Molecule: messenger RNA, 1252 nt
Organism: Ahaetulla prasina
Lineage: Eukaryota; Metazoa; Chordata; Lepidosauria; Squamata; Colubridae
Gene: NKX3-1
Product: NK3 homeobox 1
Exons: 2
Coding region: 47-745 (232 amino acids)
Biological process (GO): cell differentiation; regulation of transcription by RNA polymerase II
Cellular component (GO): nucleus
Molecular function (GO): DNA-binding transcription factor activity, RNA polymerase II-specific; RNA polymerase II cis-regulatory region sequence-specific DNA binding
Source: RefSeq, a predicted model, not a curated record